Meira miltonrushii is the source of this 264-nucleotide messenger RNA. RefSeq names its product putative 40s ribosomal protein s21. Gene Ontology annotation, biological process: translation; endonucleolytic cleavage in ITS1 to separate SSU-rRNA from 5.8S rRNA and LSU-rRNA from tricistronic rRNA transcript (SSU-rRNA, 5.8S rRNA, LSU-rRNA); endonucleolytic cleavage to generate mature 3'-end of SSU-rRNA from (SSU-rRNA, 5.8S rRNA, LSU-rRNA). Gene Ontology annotation, molecular function: structural constituent of ribosome. Gene Ontology annotation, cellular component: ribosome; cytosolic small ribosomal subunit. The record is from RefSeq and is a predicted model, not a curated record. Bases 1 to 264 code for a protein of 87 amino acids. NCBI's taxonomy places the organism in Eukaryota, Fungi, Basidiomycota, Exobasidiomycetes, Exobasidiales, Brachybasidiaceae. The transcript has 2 exons.
AUGGAGAACGAUCGUGGAGACCUCGUCGAUUUGUACGUCCCUCGCAAAUGUGCCGCUACAGGCCGUUUGAUCGAAGCAAAAGAUCACAGCUCCGUUCAAAUUAGCGUUGCCAACGUUGACGAAAACGGAAGAAUGAUCCGGGGAUCAUCAACUCACUUCCCAUUGUCUGGAUUCGUUCGCGCACAAGGUGAAGGUGAUGACAGCUUGAACCGUUUGGCUACCAAGGAAGGUUUGCUCAAGAACGUUUGGUCAUACAGCAAAUAA